AUGCAGUUCUCAAUCGUCGUCAUGGCAGCUCUUGCCAGCCUGGCUUCAGCCCAGAGCAUGGACGGCAUCCCAACCUGCGCACUCCAAUGUCUCGCCCAAGCCGUCGUAACAGGCGGAUGCGAGGCCUCCGACCAGGCCUGCCAAUGCGGUCCUGCCCGGGAAGCCAUCACCGCCGCUGCCACCCCCUGUCUCCUCAGCGCCUGUACCGACGCUGCUGAUCUCGCCACGGCAGCCUCAGUGGGCAACGGCAUGUGUGAUAAGUACAAGAUGGGCGGCGAUGACGCUGCUCCUUCCCCAUCAGUGAAUACACCGGCGGCAGCUGCGCCCUACCCUACUGCGCCUGCUCCGAACGGCACCGUACCCAUUGGUACUGCCGCUGCCCCAUCACCUACCGCCAACACGAACGAGACGACUACCGUCGCGACCGGAAGCGCUCCCCAGAAUGUUGCGGGUGGAUUGGCAGGAAUCUUCGGAUUGGUGGUGGCAGCUGCUUUCGCUCUGUAG
This is a messenger RNA of Drepanopeziza brunnea f. sp. 'multigermtubi' MB_m1, 504 nucleotides long. RefSeq lists its product as uncharacterized. The record is from RefSeq and is a predicted model, not a curated record. Lineage: Eukaryota; Fungi; Ascomycota; Leotiomycetes; Helotiales; Drepanopezizaceae.